Molecule: messenger RNA, 6156 nt
Organism: Rhineura floridana
Lineage: Eukaryota; Metazoa; Chordata; Lepidosauria; Squamata; Rhineuridae
Gene: TRPM6
Product: transient receptor potential cation channel subfamily M member 6
Exons: 39
Coding region: 1-6150 (2049 amino acids)
Biological process (GO): protein tetramerization; protein phosphorylation; monoatomic cation transmembrane transport
Cellular component (GO): apical plasma membrane
Molecular function (GO): monoatomic cation channel activity; protein serine/threonine kinase activity; ATP binding
Source: RefSeq, a predicted model, not a curated record
AUGUUAUGUUUUAGUGAUGAGAAUGAAGAUUUUAAUAUUUCUGUUCAGUCCCAGAAAUCUUGGAUGGAAGAUGUCUUCAGUAAAAGAGAGUGUGCAAAAAUUGUACCAUGUUCCAAAGAUCGUCACAGAUGUCCUGCAGGAUGCCAAGUGUGCCAGAACUUAAUCAGAUGUUGUUGUGGACGGCUAAUUGGCGAUCAUCCUGGGAUAGAUUAUGGUUGGCCUGCCUGUCAAUCUGCAAGGGAGACAGAGAAUGAGGAAUGGUCUGUCCAAAAGGACACAAAGACAAGCCCGACAGAUGCAUUUGGUACUAUCAAUUUUCAAGACAGUGAUCACACUUACCAUGCCAAGUAUAUUAGAACUUCAUAUGAUACCAAGAUCGACCAGUUGCUGCAACUCAUGAUGAAAGAAUGGCAGAUGGAAUUGCCCAAACUGGUCAUUUCUGUUCAUGGUGGCAUCCAGAACUUCAAGCUUCCAUCUAAGCUUAAGCAGCUUUUCAGCAAAGGCUUGGUCAAAGCUGCUGAGACUACAGGAGCAUGGAUACUAACAGAAGGCAUCAACAGUGGAGUGUCUAAACAUGUGGGAGAUGCAUUAAAAACCCAUGCUUCUCAGUAUUUAAGAAAGAUCUGGGCUGUUGGAAUUCCUCCUUGGGGUAUCAUUGAGAACCAGAGGGACCUCAUUGGAAAAGAUGUAGUCUGUCUGUAUCAGACACUGAGCAAUCCUCUCAGCAAGCUGAGCACCCUCAACAGUAUGCAUUCCCAUUUCAUACUGGCUGAUGAUGGCACAGUGGGCAAAUAUGGCAAUGAGAUGAAACUCAGGAGAAAUCUAGAAAAAUACCUGUCGCUUCAGAAAAUACAUACUAGAUUGGGACAAGGAGUGCCCUUAGUUGGGCUGGUGGUGGAAGGUGGUCCAAACGAGAUCCUAACAGUGUUGGAAUAUGUGAGGGACAAACCAGCUGUCCCUGUAGUAGUAUGCGAGGGAACUGGGAGAGCUGCUGACCUUCUCGCUUUUACCCAUAAGCACACAGCAGAUAUCACGAAUUUGGGCCCUCAGUUUAAGAAAGACAUAUUAUUAAUGAUUCAGAACACCUUUAGUUUUGGGCAGAAACAAUCCCAUCACCUAUUUAAAAUUUUAAUGGAGUGUAUGGAGCACAGGGAUUCUAUAACUAUAUUUGAUGCAGAGUCAGACGAGCAUCAGGACGUUGAUUUGGCAAUCCUGACUGCGCUCUUAAAAGGGACAAAUAUGUCUGCUCCAGAUCAGCUAAAUCUGGCACUGGCUUGGAACAGACUGGACAUUACUAAGAAGCAUAUAUUGAUUUAUGGACAGCACUGGAAGGUUGGGUCCCUGGAACAAGCAAUGCUUGAUGCUUUGGUAAUGGAUCGUGUAGAAUUUGUGAAGUUGCUAAUAGAACACGGAGUGAAUCUGCACCGUUUUCUUACCAUAUUGCGACUGGAAGAACUGUAUAAUACUAAACAAGGGCCAACAAAUCUUCUUCUGCAUCAUCUUGUUUGUGAUGUGAAACAGAAUACUCUUCCAGUGGACUAUAAAAUAUCUCUGAUUGAUAUUGGGCUGGUAAUAGAAUAUUUGAUUGGUGGAGCUUAUCAGAGCAGCUAUACAAGAAAGCAUUUCAGAGUUCUAUACAAUAGUCUUUACAGGAAACACAAGAACCAGAGGGUUGUCUCCAGCUUGACUCAGAACUUCUCACUUCAUCAGAAUAAUCAGAUGGGGAGUAAAAGUGGAUUUGCUGAAAAUACCUUGCAUUCCCAGUUUAUCAGAACAGCGCAGCCAUACAAAUACAAAGAAAAGCCAACUGUUCUUCACAAAUCUAGAAAGAAGCUCAAAGAUGAAUUUACUGUCUCUGACGACCAAGAGUCAGUUGGCUUUAUUUACCCAUAUAAUGAUCUCUUGGUUUGGGCUGUAUUGAUGAAAAGGCAGAAGAUGGCUAUGUUCUUCUGGCAGCAUGGAAAGGAAGCAAUGGUGAAGGCAGUGGUGGCUUGCAAACUGUACAGAGCCAUGGCCCAUGAAGCCAAGCAAAGCAACAUGGAGGAUGAUACGUCAGAAGAGUUGAAGAAGUAUUCAAAUGAGUUUGGGCAGCUAGCUCUAGAUGUGCUGGAUAAUGCUUUUAAACAAAAUGAGCAGAUGGCCAUGAAACUGCUAACAUAUGAGCUGAAGAACUGGAGUAACUCAACAUGCCUGAAGUUGGCCGUGUCGGUGGGAUUGAGACCUUUUGUGUCUCACACAUGUACACAGAUGCUGUUGACUGAUAUGUGGAUGGGACGCUUGAAAAUGAGAAAAAACUCCUGGUUUAAGGUGAUUCUGAGCAUUCUUCUGCCUCCCACCAUCCUGAUGCUGGAAUUUAAAAACAAGGCUGAAAUGUCACAUGUGCCUCAGUCACAGGAGUUUCAUCAAUUCACAUGGUAUUAUGGGGAUCCUGGCACUUCAAGUGUUAAAGAUAACAUCUCAUUGAACAAUUAUGAUUUAGAGAAAGGAGUUGAGAAGCCAGAUGAAAGGCAGAAUUUUCCUAUCAACAAUGAACAGGGCAGCCUUCCUGGGACAAGGAAAGUCUAUGAAUUCUACAAUGCCCCAAUUGUCAAGUUCUGGUUUCACACGAUGGCCUAUUUAGCAUUUCUCAUGCUGUUCACUUACACUGUCUUGGUGAAGAUGGAACCAACACCCAGUGUGCAGGAAUGGCUUGUGAUCAUUUACAUUUUCACCACCUCCAUUGAGAAAGUCAGAGAGGUAUUUAUUUCUGAGCCAGGAAAGUUCAACCAAAAGGUGAAAGUGUGGCUUAAUGAGUACUGGAACUUCACAGAUUCUAUCGCUAUUAUCUUGUUCAUGACUGGUUUUGGAUUGCGCUGGGCUGAUCCUCCACUUCACACAGCAGGAAGGUUAAUUUACUGUCUGGAUAUAAUAUUUUGGUAUGCCCGGCUUCUCGAUUUCUUUGCUGUGAAUCAGCAUGCAGGUCCAUAUCUGACAAUGAUGGGGAAAAUGACAGCAAACAUGUUCUAUAUUGUAAUUAUGAUGGCCAUAGUAUUGUUAAGUUUUGGAGUUUCUCGAAAAGCAAUACUUUCUCCAAAUGAGCAGCCAUCAUGGACUCUCGCACGAGAUAUUGUAUUUCAGCCUUACUGGAUGAUGUUUGGUGAAGUAUAUGCAGCAGAAAUUGAUGCUUGUGAAUCAGAUCCAGACUGUCCUCCAGGUUCCUUCCUCACACCAUUCCUUCAAGCUGUCUACCUUUUUGUACAAUACAUCAUCAUGGUCAAUCUGCUGAUCGCUUUCUUCAAUAACGUUUAUUUUGAUAUGAAAUCUAUAUCGAACAAACUCUGGAAAUACAACCGUUACCGGUACAUCAUGACCUACCAUGAAAAACCAUGGCUGCCACCCCCUUUUAUCAUACUGAGUCAUAUCAGCAUCCUCAUAAAUCGCCUCUGCCAUCGCCGACUGCCAAAUGAAUUGGAUCAAGAGGAGGGGCAUGUUGAACUGAAGUUGUACCUGAGUGAUGAGGAAUUAAAAAAACUUCAUGAUUUUGAAGAGCAGUGUGUGGAAAAGUACCUACAUGAGAAGAAUGAAAGCCUGCAUUUCAGUGACAGUGAAAGGAUCCGUGUGACAACUGAAAGAGUUGAGGAGAUGUUUUCACAGCUGAAGGAGGUUCAUGAGAAAGUAUUUUACCUCAAAGAUGCUUUGCUUGCACUGGACAGCCAGCUCGGACACUUACAAGACCUCUCUGCUUUAACCGUUGAUACUCUGAAAAUCAUUUCAGCUGUGGACACUUUGCAAGUAGAGGAGGCCCUUCUUGCUGAUAAGAAGUGUCAAGCUUGUAGGAAGCUUCCCCAUAGCUGGAGUAAUUCCAUGUAUUCAAAGGCUUUGAGCGGUAUGGAAAGUGUGUGUGAUAAGAAGUACAAUUACUACAGCAUGCCACCUUCCCUUCAGAAAAGCUCAGCAAGGACCCAGUGGCCAUCAGGGGGUUGUUGUCGCCUUCUUGGUGUCCUGGACUCCAAAGAGAGCAAAUCAGUAAGUAAACAUCAGGAGGAGGAAAUUGAAAAUGACGCUCUAACUUCCGGAGUAUCUUCAGAGUGUAAAUCACCCCCCAGAUAUGGACAAUUUCUUCUGGUUCCUUCUGGUCAGCAAGGAACCUCUUUAUCUGAAGAUGCUGGCUUAAAUUCGGCUUUUUCAAGUAGUCUGCUCAGAGAAGAUGAACUGCAAGCUAAGUCCCAAACCGAGCAUGGCAGCACUCCUGCCCAGCAGAAUGUGCACAAUUUUCCCGAAAGAAAGCCACUUAUCAAUCAAAGGCAAGAACUGGAAUUUCCCUCAGCCAAGAGGGGUAGCGAGACUAUUGCUGAAUCCUAUUUGGCUCUCUAUACCCCUAGCACCGCCAGCGAAGUGUCUCUCCCUUCUCAUCAACACAACGAGGAACCAGGAGGGGGUUAUGUGAACUGGGGAUUCUUGGGAGAUGACGAAAAGGGUUAUUUUAACAAGUCAAGGCAGCAGUCAUGCGUACAUUUCACCUAUAAUAAAGACUGCAAGUGUGAUCCUCAACAUGCACAGCUAAAUGAAUCCAAAUUGCUCUCCUAUAUUUCCGACAUAUCAGGAAACAGUAGUGACAGCUCACAGUCUCAUCUCCCGUUCCAGAGCAGCAUGUCAGUCUGGAUCAGUCCACGUAUGAAAAACUGGCCUUUUGGCAAGGGAAGUGGCUUUUGGUCCCGCAAGGCAGAGAAAGUGGGAAAGACCUGCAAAAUAAAAGAGCUAUCAAAAUCUUUGGAACCACGUCAGUCAGUAUGGGCAAAGGCAAAACUUGGAAAUAAAGCACGGAAAUCUUUGAGGAAGAAACUGAAAACUCUUGAGGUGCCGGUGAUUACAGUAGAUGGUUGUCCCCAGAGCACUCAAGUUAGUUCAGAACCACUUGAAAGCAGACCUAUGGGAGACGAACAGGAACCCAGAACAAAUUGGCUAACUGUGUCUCGCUUCAGUCAGCUAAGUUUGGACUGUAUCAGUUGUAUGCACCAAAGAAUGAAAAACCAAGAAACGGCAAGACACACAGUACAGAUUUGUGACUACUUGAGGCAAUCAAAAGAGGAUUUAAAUAAUAGCACGACUUGGACUAGGAAAAAUAGGAAGAAUAAUCUGAGCAGGAGCCAUUCUCUUCUCUUCUCCAGGCUAAACAUGCCCAAAAUCUCAUCCUCCUUAAAAAACUCUCAAGACCUGCACAAUCAUUACUCAGCCGUUGAAAGGAACAAUUUAAUGAGAUUGGCUCAGACAAUACCUUUUACACCAGUGCAGCUCUUUGCUGGAGAAGAAGUGACAGUUUAUAGAUUAGAAGAGAGUUCACCUUUGAAUCUUGAUAAAAGCAUGUCUUCCUGGUCCCAGCGUGGGAUUGCUGCUAUGAUUCAGGUUUUGUCUCAGGAGGAAAUGGAUGGAGGCCUGAGGAGGGCAAUGAAAGUCAUCUGUACCUGGUCUGAGAAUGAUGUGUUGAAGUUGGGUCAAGUCUUCAUUGUAAAGUCUUUCCUUCCUGAGGUAGUUCAGGCAUGGCAAAAGAUCUUCUGUGAAGGCACAGUGCUUCAUCUCUGCCUCAGAGAAAUACAACAACAAAGAGCUGCUCAGAAGUUGAUAUAUACAUUCAAUCAAGUGAAGCCACAUACCAUUCCAUAUACCCCACGGUUCUUGGAGGUCUUCUUAAUAUAUUGCCAUUCAGCCAAUCAGUGGCUGACAAUAGAAAAGUACAUGACUGGAGAGUUCCGCAAGUACAAUAACAACAAUGGGGACGAGAUCACACCUACCAAUUUGCUGGAAGAAAUGAUGUUAGCUUUUUCUCACUGGACCUAUGAGUAUACUCGAGGAGAGCUCCUUGUACUAGAUUUGCAAGGUGUUGGAGAGAAUCUUACAGACCCAUCCGUUAUUAAACCUGAAGACAAACAAUCUAGAGGGUUGGCAUUUGGACCAGCAAACCUUGGAGAAGAAGCAAUUAAAAACUUCAUUUCAAAGCAUUGCUGCAACUCUUGUUGCAGGAAACUCAGACUUCCUGAUCUGAAAAGAAACGACUACACACCUGGGAGGUUCAGUCGAGCUUUCGAAGAGGAAACAGAAGCAAUAGCAGCAGGAGGAAAUGAAGCUGUUAACAAUGGCAAUGAUGAACCUUUGGAAUAUUGUACUCGAUUGUGAUGUAAA